UGGCUUAAGCGCACGCACAUGCAUGCAAAGACAGGGGAGUUAUCUGAUUGCACAGACAGUUCCUGUCAACGUUCUUUCGAUCGGACCUGGAUUCAUGUUUCAUUCUGUCAUUUUAGAGGGCACUAUGUACAUGAAUACCACCAUGAACGUUAAGACUCUGUGGACUCGUAUGACCAUCGUAGGUGGCGCCCUGUUAAUGAUAGUCCUCUUCAAAGCUUAUGUUGAGCUGAGGCUUUAUCUGAUCUCUCUCACCUAUUCUGAAAACAAAUAUGUCGCAGCCGUGGGCAGAGUUCCAUACCGAAAUGAAACAGUCCGACCCCAAUCGAUUGAUGAUUACUACGAAUAUAUACCAGAAUUAGAAGAUCUUAAACUAAGCCCGGAUGUUCUGAAGACAGCAGCAGUUAAUUGGGAUAUCAAAUCUGAUAGUGACGCAGAUACAUCAUGGAUUAGGAAGAUGUUGAGUAAUAAGAGAGCUAGAACUAUGUUCGAGGCCAAUAGGUUGUUGUACAAGCUCCAGGAUUCGGCUCUUCGUAACUCCAGCACUGAUUGCGUCAUCAAGAUAUUGCAGAUGUGUAGGGAGUCGUGCCUGCAGCGUACUUCCAAACACUUCUGGACGAGAUCAAAAUGUAAGUUCUCCAACUGUCGGAUUGAGAUGAAGGUUGGGAACGACCUGGCGGACUUUCAACAGAGUGACGUUGUGAUCUUCCACAUCGCCUAUAAUCGAACCUGGGCAUCGCUAGUCAAAACCCGGUUGCCUGGGCAGCUCUGGGUGUUCCAUUCGAAGGAAGCUCCUAUCCAUGGACCACAGGCGAGCCCUCCAAGAGAGUUCGGUAAUCCGUUCAAUAUCUCGAUCUCUUAUAUGAGCGAGUCGGACAUCGCUCCUGGAUACUACUACCUGGACACAGAGCAGAAGGACAAAGACCCGAAGGUUCUUCGAAAGGAGAAGUUGAUGUUAUGGGUUGCGAGCAAUUGCAACGACACUAGCUGGGCCAGGAGAGAUUUUGUGCAAGAACUCCAGACGUACUUGCCGAUCGACACCUAUGGUCUAUGCGGGCAUCUGGACUGCCCCCGCUCGGAGAAAGAAUGCUGGGAAAUGCGGGGACAAUACAAAUUCCACUUAGCUCUAGAAAACAGCCAAUGUCCAGAGUACAUCACUGAAAAGCUCUGGUUUAACUCUCUCGCCGUCGGCACCGUUCCGAUUGUGUUCGGAGCGCCGAAAGCCGAUUACGAGCGACUGACUCCGCCUCACUCGUUCAUACACCUCGAUGACUUCAAGACCGUUCAAGAGUUCAUCGACUACAUCCAUCUCCUGGAUCGCGACCAGCAAAAGUAUCUGGAGUACUUCUCGUGGAGAAGGUUAGGUCACGUGAUGAAGGGGUCAACCAUGUUGACCAAUCACACUGCGGAUAACGGAAAGAUCUUGUGCUUUAUUAUCAGGACUUUGCUCAUAAAAUCAUUGUUUCCAGAGAUGUACCAGUGGCAGGCUCGCCAUCCUGUGUUCUAUGAUUGGUGGUACGGGAUGUGUAGGGAAGAUACGCAGAAAACACGCAUUAUGGAUAUUGAUGUAACCAUGAAAACAGAUAUUGCAGUCUAAAUGCUGUCGUGAAUGUUAUGCACUUGCAUUAUAGAGACAAACUAAACUAAUCAUUGCCUCCUGAAAUAAAAUGUUAAUCUGAUCAAUUAUGAUGGUAUCAAAUUCAAGAUAAUGUGUAUAUUAUCAUAAUUGUUAUUGUUAUUAUCAUAAUUUCUAUUAUCAUUAUUAUAAUUUCUAUCAUUAUUAUCGCU
Molecule: messenger RNA, 1785 nt
Organism: Strongylocentrotus purpuratus (purple sea urchin)
Lineage: Eukaryota; Metazoa; Echinodermata; Echinoidea; Camarodonta; Strongylocentrotidae
Product: glycoprotein 3-alpha-L-fucosyltransferase A
Exons: 2
Coding region: 23-1594 (523 amino acids)
Cellular component (GO): membrane
Molecular function (GO): alpha-(1->3)-fucosyltransferase activity
Source: RefSeq, a predicted model, not a curated record